Penicillium diatomitis is the source of this 3108-nucleotide messenger RNA. Its product is annotated as DEAD/DEAH box helicase. Gene Ontology annotation, molecular function: ATP binding; ATP-dependent chromatin remodeler activity. The transcript has a single exon. The coding region runs from base 1 to 3108 and encodes 1035 amino acids. NCBI's taxonomy places the organism in Eukaryota, Fungi, Ascomycota, Eurotiomycetes, Eurotiales, Aspergillaceae. The record is from RefSeq and is a predicted model, not a curated record.
AUGUACCCUUCGACUGAAGCCAACGACGUUGCGAUCUCAUUUACCGACGGCAAUGGCAACGAAGCCAAUGAUAGUAAAAGGACCUUUGGGGAUUUUCAUGACAGCGAGGACACAAAUACCACCCCACGGAGCCUUAUCGAGAAUGUCUACGAUGUUGAACAACGCCGGCACGUGUUCCAGCCAGCGAAAAGGGCCAAAGUGGAUGGGUCUGUGACGCCGAGUGCAACUCCGGACCGAACCGUGAUUGCUGUGAAUGGAAACAGUGGUAUUGGACAAUGGAUGAAAGAUGGUGAAUCCAGCGCAGCUGCAGUACCCGCGGAGAAAACAACAUCUCAUGUAGUGGAUCUGACAGCCGACGUGGCAAAGUCCGCUGAUGACGAUGACUUGCAGGUGACAGGUUCCAAUGAUCUCAGUGAACAGCGUGUUUGCUAUGGCAAGCUAGAAAAUGCUAUGAUCAAUGCGCACCUGGUACCUAAGCCUAGAGCGAAUGCUGUUCUUGGACCCGAGUCUCUGCAGUGGUCAUCUAUGAAGCUGGACCUAGUCCGCGAACGCGGACCCGAUUUCAAAAUCAUCGUGAAGGAUCCCUUUGGAAAGACCUUUGGGACAGUGGAUGCAAAGACUGCCUCGGCGCUGGUACCGUUGCUCGAUUCAAUUGCCAUGGACCUGAGCGUUACGGCCCGGCUCGACAUGCGCAAGAAGCUUGCUGGAGAGCAGAUCUGGCAACCGACACAUGCCCUUUACCGCGCGUCGAUUGUUAUCUACGGAGCGCGGAAGCAUGCUCAAAAGGUCGGGGAUUGGCUUGGACGGCAAAACGUUUGGCUUGCAACCCCAGCGUUUGUGGAGAACGGAGCACCUGUCUUUAAUCCCCACGCAGAGCAAAGACGCGCAAUGAUGGCAACAGCGGCCGCCGCAAACACAGGAUCUCGUCCAGCGGCAGGUCUCCGGUACGAGAUUCGUACAGCAGAGGAGAUAACUGACUCCGUGAUGAAAAUGUUUGACAAGCUUGUAAGCAUGGACAUCCCCAUGCUUGAGCCGCCUGCGUCAAUCAAGACCCCUCUUCUGGACCACCAAAAACAAGCACUCUGGUUCAUGACGGAAAAGGAGGCACCACGCAAGUACGGCAGCAAGGAAGAGGACCACAAUUCUUUGUGGCGAAAAGUUGAGACGAAGGGUCGGACACAAUACCGCGAGAUUAUCACCGGGGUCAUAUGCGAUGAGGAGCCGGCUCAAGUUUACGGAGGUCUUCUGGCCGAUGUAAUGGGUCUUGGAAAGACACUGAGCAUCUUGGCGUUGAUUCUGUCUACACCUAAAGAGGCGACUGAAUGGGCACGUAUGGUACCAGACCAAAAUCUGAUUCGGAGCGUACCUGGUAUCCGCAACACACGAACUACUCUUCUGGUAGUUCCAGUGACCACCAUUGCCAACUGGAUCGCGCAGAUUAGCGAACAUAUUCGGCCGAGAUCGAUGAAAUUUUACGUCUUCCAUGGCGCUUCGCGGAUGACAGAUCUCGAAGAGCUGUCGAAACUGGAUUUGGUGAUCACAACUUAUGCCACCGUGUUCAGUGAAUUGCGCGGCAAAGGUGCACGACGCGGUAGUCCUUUGGAGAAGAUGAACUUGUUCCGCAUAGUCUUGGAUGAGGCACAUACAAUUCGCGAACUGAACAAUCAGCAGACUAAGGCCAUUUUGAGCCUUAAUGCGCAACGUCGUUGGUCCGUUACAGGAACUCCCAUCCAAAAUCGGCUUGAGGAUUUGCUCUCAGUCACCAAAUUCCUUCGCCUCUUUCCAUACGAUGAUCGUGCCCGUUUCUCGCAGCAUGUCACCAGCCCCAUGAAAACCGGAAACCAGAAUGCGCUGGCAAGCUUGAGAGUUCUGAUCGACUCGUUCACCCUGCGCCGUGUCAAGACACUGCUCAAUCUACCACAACGGACUGAGAAGAUUGUCACACUGGAGUUCUCUGAGAAAGAAGCCCAACUGCACGAAUUUUUCAGGAAUGAAUCCAACGCUAUGAUGGGUGUGAUCGCGAAGGAAAGCAAGACCAAGCUAAGUGGGCGCAUGUAUCACGUGGUUUUGAAAGCCAUGAUGAUUCUUCGCCAGGUCAGCGCGCACGGGAAGGAACUUCUAGAUGUCGAGGAUCGUGAGAGAACAAAAGGAUCGAGCGUGCAAGACGCCAUCGACCUGGAAGACAACGAACCUGACGAAAAUCAAGAUGCUUUCAACGAAAAGGCCCUUCGUCAUGUCGAUCUGAUGGUUCAGUCCGGGGAUACUUGCAAGAUCUGUGACAAAUUGAUAGAGGUUCCGAUGACGGAAACUGGGGCUCUGGAUAAGGAGGCAAUUAUAGCUAUCUAUCUGCCUUGCCUCUGCGUUCUGUGCCCCGACUGCUUCUCUCACUGGAAGAGUGUCUUUGAUUCCAAAGCAGACACAAUGAUCCAGUGUCGAGCCUGUGGUGGGUGGACUUCUCUGCAGUAUUCUGCGGUGACUGGUACAGGCCUUGAUAAGCUUCAAAUACAACGUCAGGAAUCUCGAAAGAACGGCAAGAUCCUGGGUGAUUAUGAAGGCCCCCACACGAAGACUAUUGCCCUCAUCGACAAUUUGAAAAGUAUCGCUGAAGAGAGCAAGGCACUCUCCGGCGAACCACCUAUCAAGAGCGUUGUCUUUUCGCUGUGGACGUCACAUCUUGAUCUGAUAGAGAUUGCACUGAAGCAAAAUGGGUUCCAUGGCUUCACUCGCAUUGAUGGCACCAUGAGCCUCAAGGCACGCAGCAACGCGCUUGAUGCGUUUGCCAAAGAAGAUUCUGUCACUAUCAUGCUGGCGACAAUUGGUGCGGGUGGUGUCGGUCUGAACUUGACAUCUGCUUCUCGAGUCUUUGUCAUGGAGCCACAUUACAACCCGGCUGCUAUUGCUCAAGCUGUCGAUCGUGUGCACCGUCUGGGUCAGCGCCGAGAAGUUGUCAUCAUGCAGUUUAUCAUGAAGAACAGCAUUGAGGAGAAGAUCCUGGAGCUUGCUCAGAAAAAGCAAAAGCUUGCGGACAUGAGCAUGAAUCGAGGCAAACUUGAUAAGAGUGAGGUCCGGGAGCAGAGAAUGCGAGAAUAUCGCAGUCUUUUCAAAUGA